AUGAACAACCUUAUCACUGAUACUUUUCACCUUAAUGUUCGUUCACAUAUUCUUAAUACCUCUGAAUCUUACGUCCUUUGUGAGAAUGAAGCCAAGGAUGCCAAGGAAGUUGUGAUGGUUGAGGAUGAUGAAUUGCCAAAAUCAUCCAGGAAGAGGAAACACUCUGAUGUGUGGGAUCACUUUGAGGAGGUUGAGGUGCUUUCAAAGAAGAAAAAAGGUGAAACAGAGAGAAAAGUUAAGUGCAAGGCUUGCAGCAAACUGUACAUGUACCCGAAGACUGGAACUACAACUACAAUGAAGAGGCAUCUGGAUGGCUGCUUUGCACAUCAUGGUGAGGAGAACAUCAAAAAAGGUCAUGGCACUCUGAAUUUUGAUGCGGCUGAUGCAUGUGGUAUUGAUCUUCCAGUAGUCAAUUUCUCUGGUGGCUAUGAUCAUGCAAAAAUUCGUGAGCUUAUUGCUACAAUGAUAAUUGUCCAUGAGUACCCUUUCCGCAUGGUCGAGCAUUUCUGGUUCAAUGUGUUGAUGAAGACUUUGAAUCCUUCUUAUCAGAAGACAUCAAGAACCACCAUCAAAAAUGAAUGUUUGCAGAUUUUUAAGUCCCGAAAGGAAACACUGAAGAAGGAACUUAAGCAUGUUGGAAAAAUUAGCCUCACAUGUGAUCUCUGGACCUCUAACCAAACUCUCUGUUAUAUGAGCUUGGUGGCACACUAUAUUGAUUCAGAAUGGAAUAUGCAGUACCGUGUGAUUAGUUUUCUUGAACUGGAGCCACCACACACAGGUAUUGUGAUAUCUCAGGCUAUAUUUGAGUGCCUUUCUGAUUGGAAGAUUGAAGACAAAAUUGCAACUAUAACUCUUGAUAAUGCUUCUUCCAAUGACGUGGCUGCUUGUCAACUGAUGUCCAAGUUUAAGGCCAAAGGAAGUGUGUUUUUCCAUGAACCACUCAUUGAGAACAUCAGGCAAACUGUUAAGUAUUUGAAGAAAUCUCCAUCUCGGCUCUACAAAUUUACUGAGAUUGUCAAGUCACUUAACAUGUCAACCAAGAGGGGGUUGUGUCUUGAUGUUCCAACUAGAUGGGGAUCCACAUACAAGAUGCUUGAGCGUGCCUUUUCUUUCAAAAAUACAUUUUUACAUUAUGCAGAUUUGGAUGCCAAUUAUAAGUGGGAGCCAUCUAGUCAAGAGUGGAGGUUGUAUGCUAAAAUAAGGGAUAUUUUAGCAGUGUUGAGCAUGGCGACCACUGUGUUUUCUGGAUCAACCUAUCCUACAGCUAAUGAGUUCUUUCUUCUAAUUGUGAAUGUUAAGAAGGUCCUCAAUGAUGCAUCUGUCUCUACAGAUAAAUUCUUGCAUGAUAUGGGAAAUGCUAUGCUUCAGAAAUUUGAGAAGUAUUGGAAAGAGUGCAGUACUUUGCUGUCAAUAGCGUCAAUUCUGGAUCCAAGGUACAAGAUGGAUCUAAUUAAUUUCUGUUUUCCCAAGAUAUAUGUUGCUAGUGACAUUGAACACAACAUUGACUCAGUAAGUUCAACACUGAAGGAGUUGUAUGAACAUUAUGAGAGUGAACACACAGCCAACUUGGUUGCAGCAGAAAAGAAAGUGGAUAAUCAGGCCGUCGCUUCAGAAAAUGGGACAUCAAGCAAUAGUCUCAUGGCAAUUUCAACUCAGUUUCGUACCUUCAUGAAGACUACUGCUAAAAAGGUUUCCAAGUCAGAUCUAGUUGCAUACUUAGAUGAGGCUGCACUUAAUCAUUCAGAAGACUUUGAUGUGCUACUUUGGUGGAAGCAAAAUUCAUCAAGGUAUCCAAUACUAUCCAAGGUUGCGAAAGAUAUUCUUACUGUGCCAGUCAGUACUGUUUCUUCGGAAUCAUCAUUUAGUACUGGAGGCAGAGUGCUUGAUAAUUAUAGAAGCUCUUUACUCCCAAAUACUGUUGAGGCUUUGGUAUGUUCAGCUAGUUGGAUUAGAGGCUCCCAAAAGAAAAAGAAAGCUAACAAGGUGAGUUCCUGA
This is a messenger RNA of Triticum aestivum (bread wheat), 1995 nucleotides long. Its product is annotated as zinc finger BED domain-containing protein RICESLEEPER 2-like. The coding region runs from base 1 to 1995 and encodes 664 amino acids. Lineage: Eukaryota; Viridiplantae; Streptophyta; Magnoliopsida; Poales; Poaceae. The record is from RefSeq and is a predicted model, not a curated record. The transcript has 2 exons. Gene Ontology annotation, molecular function: DNA binding; protein dimerization activity.